AAUAAAUGGCAUACAAUGCAGUGAUAAAGUGUUUUCACAAUAAACACAAACAUUUGUAUUGAAAGACACGUCACAUAAGCGUUGAUUCAAAAUAAGACAAUUUAAUCGCUGUUUAAGUAUUGACCACAAGAAGUGACCCACAAAUCAGUCGAUGACAUGGUUUUAAUGACAAUGAUUGCCAGAGUGUCGGACGGCCUGCCGUUGGCCGCAUCGGUUCAGGACGACCAACAGAUCGGACGAUCGGUUCUCGAGUACCAAAAUCAGGCGAAGAUGUUGUUCCGCAAACUGAACGCUCAGUCGCCGCCACAGAUGACUAUAGAGAGCGGACAAUACCUGUUCCAUUACCUAAUCGACAGUCAAGUCUGUUAUCUAAUCCUAUGCGAGAAGUCCUUCUCGAAGCGAUUGGCGUUUAGUUUUCUGGAAGACUUGCAAAAUGAGUUCAAAACCCAAUACGGAUCGCGUGUCCACACCGUCUCCAGACCUUACAGUUUCAUCGAAUUCGGUACUCCAUUGCCAUUCAUGGCUGAUAUUCACGUGUUUUAA
Messenger RNA from Oppiella nova, 543 nucleotides. Lineage: Eukaryota; Metazoa; Arthropoda; Arachnida; Sarcoptiformes; Oppiidae. The record is from the annotation of a GenBank genome assembly.